This is a messenger RNA of Paramecium octaurelia, 543 nucleotides long. Lineage: Eukaryota; Ciliophora; Oligohymenophorea; Peniculida; Parameciidae. The record is from the annotation of a GenBank genome assembly.
AUGUCUGCCCAAAAAAGCAAUAAAGAAAAUUCUAAAAACAAGAAAGUUACAAUAUCAAAAGAAGAAGGGAUUGAAAAUAGUUUUAUGAUUCUGAGUCCUAUUAAAGAACUCUCACCAAUAAAGGAGAAAAUUAAAGAAGAGCAAAAAUGCAUAGAAGUUAUUGAAUUCGGAUGGCAAAGACAUAAAUUAGGAAGUGAAAUACGAUAUUUGGACAUAUUUUAUAAUGCAAAUCCAAACAUAUUAAAAUCUGAUAUCUAGCGCCUAGAUUUGAAUAGUUGUCUAGAUGAAUAAGGAUAACCUGUGUAUCGCAAGACAACUUAAGCAUUGAUGUAAAAUAUGGCAUUAAAAAUCUAAUCUCGAAUAUCAAUGGCAGGAGAGUAAAUUUAUUCAUCGAUUCCAUUACAACAGGCUUGUUUGAGUGAUUAUCACUCUUUCAAAGGUGAUUAUGGUAAAGAUUGGAAAGGGCAUUAAAUUAUUAAGAGCAAAACCUUGAGUGGAGUAAAAAAAGUAUAGACAUCAAGCAAAAAAAUAAUAUUAUAAUGA